AUGGCCAGCACAGCAGUCGAACGUUCCUCACAGCCUAUCCUUCGUCGAUUCGACACAGCAGACUCUAGCGCUGCUGAUUCGAGAGAGAUUUCACCUGCAGAUAGUCCACGAUCUGUCGGCUCCUCCACCUCUUUAUCCUCUCUUGCUAGCGAUAGUGAGAUUCUUGCUUCGCAGAAAGAGCAGGCACAGAAGCAAAAGCUGAUCGAUGGAUAUGGCAACGACUUCGAGAUUCCAGAUUACACCAUCAGCGAUAUCCACAAAGCCAUUCCCAAGCACUGCUUCGAACGAUCGGCUGCGACUGGAUUGUACUAUGUGGCUCGAGACAUCACUUCUCUUGCUGUCACUUUCUACCUGACCAACCGAUAUCUGACGCCUGAGAAUGUUCCUAACACUCUAGUUCGAGGAGCUCUUUGGGGAUUGUACACCUUCGUUCAAGGUCUCUUCGGCACUGGUCUCUGGGUGCUGUCCCACGAGUGUGGCCAUCAGUCUUUCUCACCCAGCAAGGUCCUCAACGAUACAGUAGGAUGGAUUUGCCAUUCAGCUCUAUUGGUUCCAUAUUUCUCGUGGAAGAUCUCUCACGGCAAGCAUCACAAAGCCACCGGUAACAUGGAAAGAGACAUGGUUUUCGUACCCAAGACCAGAGAUGAAUAUGCAAGCAAGAUUAGCAAGUUCGCGCAUGAGCUACACGAGCUGACUGAGGAGACUCCUAUUGCCACUGCUCUCGAUUUGAUCGGUCAGCAAAUUGUCGGAUGGCCCAUGUACAUCAUCACCAACGUGACUGGCCACAACAACCACGAGCUUCAGCGUGAAGGUCGAGGCAAGGGUAAGAAGAACGGCUUCCUCAAUGGUGUAAACCACUUCAACCCAGAAAGUCCUCUGUAUGAGGCCAAGGACGCCAAAUUGAUUCUUUUGAGUGACCUGGGUUUGGGAAUCACGCUCACCGUCUUGUUCACUCUUGGUGCAAAGUUCGGCUGGGCCAAUAUGUUCGUCUGGUAUUGGCUGCCAUAUCUCUGGGUCAACCACUGGCUCGUCGCUAUCACCUACCUUCAGCAUACCGACCCAUCUCUGCCCCACUACACUGGAGAAAGCUGGACAUACACUCGAGGAGCAGCCGCGACGAUCGAUCGCGAGUUUGGUUUCAUCGGCCGACAACUUCUACACGGUAUCAUCGAGACCCACGUUCUUCACCACUAUGUCAGUCAGAUUCCUUUCUACCAUGCCGACGAAGCUUCAGAAGCCAUCCAGAAAGUCAUGGGCAGACACUACCGAUCUGAUGUCAAGGACGGUUCGCUUGGCUUCGUCAAGAGCAUGUAUCGAAGUUUCCGAUGGUGCAACUGGGUUGAGCCUAAUGAGGGUGCGACUGGAGAGAACGCUGGUGUGCUUUUCUACAGGAACAGAAAUGGUCUUGGUCCAAAGCCAAUGGUCAUUUCAUCCUCUUGA
Messenger RNA from Lithohypha guttulata, 1440 nucleotides. RefSeq lists its product as uncharacterized. Gene Ontology annotation, molecular function: oxidoreductase activity. The transcript has 2 exons. Lineage: Eukaryota; Fungi; Ascomycota; Eurotiomycetes; Chaetothyriales; Trichomeriaceae. Gene Ontology annotation, biological process: unsaturated fatty acid biosynthetic process. The record is from RefSeq and is a predicted model, not a curated record. The coding region runs from base 1 to 1440 and encodes 479 amino acids.